UGAUGCAAUUUCAGCAAAGAAAUACAUGGAAGCUCUGCAUAGAGCAUGUAUGUUUUUCUAGCAGUAAUGGGCAAUAUGGUGAGUGAAAGGGGGCUUGUGGAGCUGCUUAGGGCUAUGGGAAUACUUACUCCACCCCUGCGUCCAAAAAGCAUUCAGGAUGUGAAGUGUACAGGACCAAGGCUCAGGUGCUCCUGGCCUGGUAGGGGAAAGCAUCCAUUGCUCUGCACUAGGCUCUGCCAAUUUAGUUUUCAGUGAGCUUUUUAGUUGCGUACCUGAAGCCUGGCCACGCUCCUGGUAUUGAGCCAAAUAAGAAUUCCCCAGCCCAGUGCCCCUGGAGGACAGGAGGCCAUGUGGUUGGUCUGACAGAUGACCCUUGUGGAGGGGAACCUAACCUGCCCUGUGUAGCUGGUGCUUGCUACCAUAGCUCCUGUAGCCUUCUGUGUGCAAAGCACCCGAAAUAAAAUGUCAGCAGGUUGCUCUGAAGACCUCCUCCUUUCUCCUCACCCAUGUUGUCUGCUUUAGUUAAACAUAACAUCACCCAGCCCCUACUGCUUUUCAGGAGAAAUUGGCAGAGUGUUGCAACCUUGAAGAGCCUUGUCUUGUCCCACUACCUGACAGGUCAUUUUCUCAAAAUCGUUGGAAGCUGAAGAUGGAUAUUAAGCAUGUGAAGGACUACAUCUACUGGCUGUACUACCAGUACCUGUUGAUAACCUGCAGCUAUGUGCUGGAGCCCUGGGAGCGGUCCAUGUUUCACACAAUCACCGUGACUGUUUUUGCUAUGGUGGUGUACACAGCUUACGUCUUCGUGCCUAUCCACAUCCGCUUGGCUUUUGAGUUCUUCUCCCAGCUAUUUGGAGGCCAGCCUGAAAGUACAGUUUCCAUCGUGAACUGAACUUGCCUGAGUAGUGAUUAGCAGCUCUUGCAACUUGUGAAAUGCAGUGUCUUCUUCAAUUUUGUGUAUUCUGAGGCAGUUUUGCAGUGAUGAAAAUAUUUUCUCUUAUAAAACAUGGCUUGCUUAAUUAAUAUAGCUGAAAAUCAGAAUACUGCACUACUGGCUGCACAGUCCAUAUUAAAAGAAACACAGGCCAGCUUUUGCUAUGUGAUAAUUAAACACAUUACCUGGAAUGCCAUGUUUACUUAAUAUUCAACCAGCUCCCACUUUCAGCAUCCUGAUUUGAUCACAGUGGCACAUACGAAACAGCAAAGACUGUUUAUAAUGGCUGUGAGGAGAGGUACUACACUCAUUAUACAUACAGAAGUUCUGCCAACAGAGUGCAGCGGCAAAACAUCCCACAUCUUCGUUGACCCAGGUUAGAGAAUACAAGGAGAUCAGUAUAAUAUAGCAUGAUUUCAGCACUAAUAUCUGGCUGGUUAUUGACUUCUGUUUCUAACGGAUGGGAGAAGAAAUCAGAACAGAGAUAGUAAUAGGAGUAUGAACUUGAAUCCAAUUUUUUGCAACUGAGUUGCUGCAUUGGAUGGAGCUUUGAGCAGCCUGGUCUAGUGAGUGUAAGGUGUCCCUGACCAUGGUAGGGGGGUUGGAACUACAUGAUCUUUAAGGUCCCUUCCAACCCAAACCAUUCUAGGAUUCUAUAAGAUAGCAGAAUAAACAUACUAUAGGUAAUGUUGCAAUUUACUGAAAUUGACAGAAAGAAACAGAAAUGGCUCUGAUUCAGUAAACUCCUGCCUUCUUUGAUAAAAAACUGAGACAUCUUUUCUUUCUGCUCCCAUUCACCAAGGCAAGCAAAGUUCAUGUUUAUGCCAGAGGAAGACAAUCCAGAAAACAGAGUGGAAGUAAUAUUUUAAUAACUGCAGGGAAGUCUGAGUGCUUAAAGAGUUCUCCUUUAUAAAGAAGAAAACAGAUUUCGUAUAAUUGCCUGUGCAGAGUUUCUUGAACAAUGGAAGGUUUAUUUGGUUUUCACUCUACACUUACAUCAAAUGUGAAAGCCAAAUCAGAAGUUUUAGCUAUACAGUGCAUGUAUCUAACAGCUAAUGCUACUGUUAUUAGAAGUGAGAGGUGAAAAAUGUAAAUAGCUUUCAAAUGAUGUUUGCACAGUUACAGGAUUAAAACAACCCUCCUAACUUCUUUAUCAAGCUGCAGUGGGGUCCUGCAUGCUUCAAAGAAUACAGUUUGUUGGGAAAGUAAGACAUGUUUUGAAGGUUGAACAGAUCCGAACAUGUGUAUGCAGUUUUUUCAGAAAAAAAAUAAAAUUUUAUUCUUCAGAAACAACAUUUCCAUGUAA
Messenger RNA from Pezoporus flaviventris, 2240 nucleotides. RefSeq names its product serine palmitoyltransferase small subunit B (gene SPTSSB). The record is from RefSeq and is a predicted model, not a curated record. The transcript is spliced from 2 exons. Gene Ontology annotation, cellular component: serine palmitoyltransferase complex. Gene Ontology annotation, molecular function: serine C-palmitoyltransferase activity. NCBI's taxonomy places the organism in Eukaryota, Metazoa, Chordata, Aves, Psittaciformes, Psittacidae. Gene Ontology annotation, biological process: endoplasmic reticulum organization; ceramide biosynthetic process. The coding region runs from base 650 to 892 and encodes 80 amino acids.